This is a messenger RNA of Camellia sinensis, 1781 nucleotides long. NCBI's taxonomy places the organism in Eukaryota, Viridiplantae, Streptophyta, Magnoliopsida, Ericales, Theaceae. The record is from RefSeq and is a predicted model, not a curated record.
AGAUGUCUUCAAGAGGGAUGAACUGGGUCUGGAGAUAGCAGCUAUUGCAUUCCCGGCAGCGCUGGCUUUAACAGCAGACCCUAUAGCUUCUCUAAUCGACACAGCUUUCAUUGGCCAUAUAGGUCCCGUGGAGCUUGCUGCUGUGGGAGUUGCUAUUGCUAUUUUUAAUCAAGCAUCGAAGAUUGCGAUCUUCCCACUUGUUAGUGUUACACCUUCUUUUGUUGCUGAGGAAGAUGCAGUUGGAAGUUUGAUUCAUAAAGAGAAUGAUAUUGAAAUACCUGAAAGGAGUUUUCCGGGAGAUGGUGAAAAGGAAGAGUUGAUACCAAGAGUUGCAGAUACAUACAAGUCUCCAACCAGUACUAAUCAGAGAAGGCAUAUUCCUUCCGCUUCAUCAGCUUUGGUUAUUGGAGCUGUUCUUGGCCUUUUCCAAGCUUUAUUUCUAAUUGUUUCUGCAAAACCAAUAUUGGAGUACAUGGGCAUCAAAUCUGAUUCUCCAAUGCUAAAUCCAGCAAGACAAUACUUGACAUUGAGGUCGCUCGGUGCUCCUGCCGUUCUUCUCUCUUUGGCCAUGCAAGGGGUCUUUCGAGUAUUUAAGGAUACAAAAGCUCCUUUAUAUGCAACCUUGCUAGGAGAUGGAGCAAACAUCAUUUUGGAUCCAAUAUUUAUCUUCGUAUUCCGUAUGGGUGUUAGUGGUGCAGCUAUUGCGCAUGUUAUUUCCCAGUACUUAAUCUCCCUCGUACUCUUGUGGAGAUUAAUGGGACAAGUUGAUCUCUUACCCCCAAGUAUCAAAGAUCUACAAUUUAGUCGGUUUCUUAAAAAUGGGUUUCUGUUAUUGAUGAGGGUAAUAGCUGCAACAUUCUGUGUGACUCUGGCAGCUUCCAUGGCUGCAAGGCUGGGAUCAACAUCCAUGGCUGCAUUUCAGAUUUGCUUGCAGGUUUGGCUGGCAGCCUCUUUGCUUGCCGACGGGUUAGCUGUUGCUGGACAAGCUAUUCUUGCAAGUGCAUUUGCAAGAAAGGAUCUUGACAAGGCCACAGCAACUGCAUCUCGUGUGUUGCAGUUGGGUUUGGCUUUGGGCCUAGUUCUUUCUGUCGUUGUUGCUGUUAUAUUACAAUUUGGAUCAAGAUUAUUUACUGAUGACCCCGAUGUUCUGCAAAUGUUAAGAUUAGGCAUCCCGUUUGUUGCAGGGACCCAAUCCAUUAAUGCUUUGGCAUUUGUUUUUGAUGGAGUCAACUUUGGAGCAUCUGAUUUUGUUUAUUCUGCCUACUCCAUGGUUUUGGUCUCAGUUGUGAGCACACUUUGCUUGUUUUUACUAUCUGCAAGUUUUGGUUUUGUUGGUAUAUGGAUCGCUUUAUCCAUCUUCAUGAGUUUGCGUGCAUUUGCUGGCUUUUGGAGGAUAGGGACUGGAACAGGUCCUUGGAGCUUUCUCAGAUUAUGAUUGCUGCCUACAAAUUUUGGAGCUUCAAGAGAUCGGAACGAGGGAUUUGCUUUGGAAGAUGGAUAAAGGAUGGUGAUUUGGGGAGUCUUUUCUUUUUUUAUCCCAUUUGGCGAGUCAAUACUGAGUAAAUCACCAUCAGUGUUUUUGGGAAGAGCUAAAUCAAGGGCAUGAUUUUGGAAUAUAUAUAUAUAUAUAUAUAAGCCAUCUUGUUUCAAAGUUACAGAACCCUUGUUGUUGCAUAGGGAAGAUGACAAUAUAAACAUUCUUUAUACUUGAAUUCAGAUAUAUCAUUCUGUACUCCAUUAGAUUGUUCUAGUUUUAUAAAGUACUUUAUUUAUUUUUUCCU